AUGGGGACUUGGAGGUUCAAUAGCAUUUGCUUCUUGGUGUUCUGUGCAAUUCUUCUCAACCCGACAAGCAGCCACAGUUACUCUGAUGUUGCCUUGUUUAUCUUUGGAGAUUCCUACUAUGACGCUGGGAAUAAUAAUUACUUCAAGAAUGCUUCUGCUGAGUUUGCAAAGCUGCCAUUAAUUCCGCCAUAUUUGCAACCCGGCGGCUACCAUCAAUUCAGAAAUGGAGUGAACUUCGCAUCAGGAGGAGCUGGUGCUCUUGUUGAAACUAAUCAAGGAAUACUAAAAAAAUUGCUACUUGUUGGAGUGGAUUAUGCUGAUCGUGCUCUUAAUUUGUUUCAUUACUUGUACUAUGAUUAUCAUUAUUUGUUUCUCAUUCUUUCCUCUUUGGUUCCUUCAAAGGCGAUAGACCUUAAAACUCAACUAAGCUAUUUCAAGAAUCUGGAGAAGCAGCUAAGGCAAAAACUAGGAGCUUCAGAAGUUAAGAAAUUGUUAUCCACAGCUGUUUACAUGUUAAACAUUGGAAGUAAUGACUACCUGUCAUCUUUCUUGACAAACUCUACUGUUCUUCAAUCCUACUCUAGAGAAGAGAGUGUAAAGAUGGUUAUCGGCAACUUAACAACCGUGAUCCAAGAAAUAUAUAAGAUUGGGGGAAGGAAAUUUGGAAUAUCAAAUAUGGCUGUGUUAGGCUGUGUACCGGCCUUGAGAGCUCUAAAAUUGGCCACCACAGGUGGCUCCGGCUGCAUGGAUGAGCCUACGGUGCUUGCAAAACUACACAAUAGAGCAAUCCCUAAAGCUUUCAAGGUUUCAAAGAGGCGAAAAUGGGAUGUUGUGGCAGUGGUCCAUACAGAGGCUCCUUCACUUGUGGCAGGAAGGGAUACCAAUUUAGACUUGAUAGAGGCAGAAUGCACAACAGCUGAGGAUGAAGAUUUGGUAGAGUGCACCGCAGCAGUAGUUGAGGGGGACUCUACAAUGGCAGAUUUGGAUGAGUCUUCAGUUGAGGACUCUGUAGUGGUCGUGGAAUUGAUCGCUGGAGAUCCGGCUUCUAUACGGGAUUUUGAAGGGGACUCGAGUAGAGUUGAAUUUGUUUAUGGCAAGUGUUUCAAGGAGGUUGAAGAGGCAUGUUGUGGCAGCGGUCCUUACGGAAGCUUCAAGACUUGUGGUAGGGAAGGAUAUCGAUUAUGUGAUAAUGCUAGUGAAUAUUUCUUCUUUGAUUCGGCUCAUCCAACAGAGAGUGUCAACUAUCAAUUUGCGAAGCUAAUGUGGAGUGGAAGUUCUGAUAUUGUGAAGCCUUACAAUCUUAAAACACUAUUUGAGGAAUAG
Messenger RNA from Dovyalis caffra, 1323 nucleotides. The record is from the annotation of a GenBank genome assembly. Lineage: Eukaryota; Viridiplantae; Streptophyta; Magnoliopsida; Malpighiales; Salicaceae.